Molecule: messenger RNA, 1413 nt
Organism: Vombatus ursinus (common wombat)
Lineage: Eukaryota; Metazoa; Chordata; Mammalia; Diprotodontia; Vombatidae
Gene: COQ5
Product: coenzyme Q5, methyltransferase
Exons: 7
Coding region: 1-957 (318 amino acids)
Biological process (GO): ubiquinone biosynthetic process
Molecular function (GO): methyltransferase activity
Source: RefSeq, a predicted model, not a curated record
AUGGCGGCGCGCAGGAGCCGGGCGCUGUGGCCGCUGAGCGGCCGGGGCUGCAGUUGGGCCCUGCUGUCCCUGCGGCCGCCUUGGGGCUGGACCCGGCCGAUGUCCACCGAGAAGCCAGGGGCGGACACGCAUUUCGGGUUUGAAACGGUGUCUGAGGAAGAGAAGGGGGACAAAGUCUACCAGGUGUUUGAAAGUGUGGCUAAAAAGUACGACGUGAUGAACGACUCGAUGAGUCUGGGGAUCCACCGGAUUUGGAAGGAUUUACUGCUGCGGAAGAUGCACCCUUUCUCUGGGACCAAGCUCCUUGAUGUGGCUGGAGGCACAGGAGACAUUGCCUUCCGAUUCCUUAAUUACAUCAAAGCUCAGAACCAGAGGCAGCAGCAGAGGGAGCUGAAAUCCCAUCAAAAUUUAAGCUGGGAAGAAAUUGCCAAGUGGUACCAGAAUAGCCGGAGUCCCUUAGGGGAAUCCCAUGUGGUCGUCUGUGACAUUAACAAGGAAAUGCUCAAUGUUGGAAAGAAGAAAGCACAGACGUUAGGCCACAAAAGAGGGCUGGCUUGGGUGGUGGGUGAUGCCGAGGAGCUGCCCUUUGAUGAUGACAAGUUCGAUGUUUACACCAUUGCCUUUGGGAUCCGAAAUGUCACCCACAUCGACAGGGCACUUCAGGAAGCCUAUCGCGUCCUGAAACCAGGAGGCCGGUUUCUGUGUCUGGAGUUUAGCCAAGUGAGCAACCCCAUCAUCUCCAGGCUCUAUGACCUGUAUAGCUUCCAGGUCAUUCCAGUCAUGGGAGAAGUCAUUGCGGGGGACUGGAAGUCGUACCAGUACCUUGUGGAGAGCAUCCGACGUUUCCCCCCACAAGAAGAAUUCAAGGAGAUGAUUGAAGAUGCUGGCUUUCAGAAGGUGACCUAUGAGAGCCUCACGUCAGGCAUCGUGGCAAUCCAUUCAGGCUUCAAGCUAUGACUCCAGCUCGGCACACUCCUCGCUGUGCAGUCCUGUGGAAAAGACUGGGAGGGUGUGGGCUGCUCCUUGAGAGCUCCAGCCUCAGGAGUGACCCCCCCCGGCCUGUUGGGGAAGAGGGCACGGCAUUUCCCUGACGAUCAGCUGGUGCUGUCUGGGACCUUUUCCCAGGGUGGCAUUUGGUUCGUUUUUCUUGGAUGUGCGGGGGGGGGGGGUGUGAGCCCAGAAGCCCAGACUGGAACAAGUUUUGUGGCCUCUGCCUCCCCACCACGUCAUACCAAAAGGGAAAUAAGUGGACCCUCGUGGGUGAGUAGAAAGGUGGAACCUCCUCCCAAGGACACACCCAGGUCCUCCUUAAGUCCUAGGCCUGUGUCAUCUGCCCAAGCAGAGGGUGGGCUGACCGUGCCCGGGCUGGAGUGUGAGCCUGGAUGGCGUAUUAAAGAGCUGACUUGUGUCUGA